CACCUUAAAUGUCUCAGAGGGUGAUUUAAAAUAUGAGAAAAAGUGACUAAAAAGUUAUGGAGCGCUCCGGUCAAGUCGAACCAACUCAGCUGGUGAACACCACAAACGACAGUUUUAUCACCGAGCCGUCCGCUGUGGAUGUGGGCGCAGAGAGUCUCGCCUAUCAGAUCAGUCUGGCGGUGAUCCUCUCCGUUAUCACGCUCGCCACCACUUUAUCCAACGCGUUCGUCAUCGCUACGAUCUCCCAGUCGAAGAAGCUGCAAACUCCCGCGAACUUUCUGAUCGCGUCCCUGGCCAUCACCGACCUGCUGGUGUCCAUCCUGGUGAUGCCCAUCUGCGUCCUGUACACCGUCAUCCACAUCUGGACGCUGGGGCAAAUCGUGUGCGACAUCUGGCUCUCCUCGGACAUAACGUGUUGCACGGCGUCCAUCCUCCACCUGUGCGUAAUCGCUUUGGAUAGGUACUGGGCCAUCACGGACGCGGUGGAGUACUCCAAAAAGCGCACGCCGGGGCGCGCAGCCGGGAUGGUGGCCACAGCCUGGGUCAUCGCCAUCUCCAUCUCCCUGCCGCCUCUCUUCUGGAGGCAGGUGAAGGCGGAGGAGCUGACCAGCUGCAGCGUCAACACGGAUCAUAUUUUCUACACCAUCUACUCCACCUUUGGGGCUUUCUACAUCCCCACCUUGCUGCUUAUUGUCCUCUACGGACGGAUAUACGUGGAGGCGCGGAAACGGAUCCUGAAGCAGUCCCCCAAGAAAGUGGGGAAGAGACUCACCUCUGCGCACCUGGUCACCAACUCUCCUGGGUCCGUGGCGUCCACGAGCUCUCUGCAGUGCGGGAGGCACGACACCCCGUCCAGCGACACCGGGUCCUCCACGAGCGAGAACCAGGUCAAAGUGACGGUGUCCGACGCGCUUUUGGAGAAAAAGCGCAUUUCAGCAGCCAGAGAGAGAAAAGCGACCAAGACUUUGGGGAUAAUCCUCGGCGCUUAUAUCGUUUGCUGGCUGCCCUUUUUCAUUUACACACUGGUGGUGGCCACGUGUGACUCAUGCUUCAACCCCGAGUUGUUUGACUUUUUCACCUGGUUGGGAUAUCUGAACUCUCUCAUCAACCCCAUCAUUUACACCAUGUCCAACGAGGACUUCAAGAAAGCUUUCCAUAAACUUGUGCGCUUCAGAUGCUGCAGGUCGUGAACGAAUCAAUAAGAUUUAUUUCUGUAUUUAUUUUUGGAUAUGAAGUUCUAAAGAUAUAUAGAAUAGUAAGAAUGCCAUAAACAAUAUAGUUUCUGGAGACAUUAUAAGAUGUGCAUGCAAAAGAAGAAAACAUCCAUAUUUUAGUCAUAUAGAGAUAUAAAAAAGGCAAACAAAUGAAAGCAAUCUGGAGUAAAAUUGUUCCAUAUAAUCCCCAUGGAUUUAAGCACAAACCACUCCAAGACAAAAUUCUUUAAAAAGCUUUUUUUUAAUUGAAAAAGAUUUAAUUUAGAAAGGGUGACGUGUUGGAGAAAAUCCAUUGAAUGCCUCAUAUAAGCUCCUCUUGAUGAUUCAUUUUGCUGUGUUGUAGGGUAAAUUCAGUGAUUGGUUGUUAUGGAUUCCUGUUUGGAUGAUAUUAAAGUAAUGCACAGCACAAGGACCAGAGAUUAUGAUCAUCUUACAUGAUUCAUUAAAAUAUAUUUAAAAGUGGUUGCCUCUUUUUUGCAUUAUGUGUGCAAAAAAGGUAGUUUUAUUUGAAAACUACACUACAUGUCUGUGUAUUCUGAGAUAAGCUACCAUGGUAUAUAUUUUUAUUCUGGUCGUGCUGCCCUGUACGGUUGUCGUUUAGAAAGGCACACUCAUGCAGUUGGAAAAAAAAGAGAAAAGAUUCAUAUCAGUGUCAAACAAAGAAACUGUAGCUGAUAUUUACCCAGCAGAGCUGAAAGCUGAUCAUAAGUUCAAUUUUGCUGAACAAACACCACCUUGUUUUACUGUGUGUGUGGGUCUGUUUGCUGCUGCAUUAAAUCUGUAUCUACAGUAUGUUACGUUCAUCUGUGAAAUGGUUUGCCAUCACCUGGCUAUAGAGAGUGAUUUAAACUGUAGUGUCUGGCCUGCAGAGCUGCACAAAUAAUGCUGUGCAUCUGCCAGCAUUAUGUGAAAUAAAGGUGUUUAUCUGUCAAAUUCAGAGAUGCUGUGCAAUAAAGGCUUUAAAGUA
Molecule: messenger RNA, 2181 nt
Organism: Centropristis striata (black sea bass)
Lineage: Eukaryota; Metazoa; Chordata; Actinopteri; Perciformes; Serranidae
Gene: htr1b
Product: 5-hydroxytryptamine (serotonin) receptor 1B
Exons: 1
Coding region: 57-1190 (377 amino acids)
Biological process (GO): regulation of behavior; adenylate cyclase-activating adrenergic receptor signaling pathway; bone remodeling
Cellular component (GO): plasma membrane
Molecular function (GO): G protein-coupled serotonin receptor activity
Source: RefSeq, a predicted model, not a curated record